Branchiostoma floridae (Florida lancelet) is the source of this 2256-nucleotide messenger RNA. RefSeq lists its product as uncharacterized. The transcript is spliced from 2 exons. The record is from RefSeq and is a predicted model, not a curated record. Lineage: Eukaryota; Metazoa; Chordata; Leptocardii; Amphioxiformes; Branchiostomatidae. The coding region runs from base 275 to 931 and encodes 218 amino acids.
UACGAAACAAGCCUAACUGAACAACGUGUGAUGUUCCAGAACGCUUUUCUGUGACGUUGUGCGUAGAUACAGCAUGUUUGUUCUCUUUGUUUCACUCCUUUCUCCUUCUAACGACAUUUUCCAAGCCUCCUUUCGCGUCAGUGGCAUUUUUUGCAGCCGUACUGGAGUAUCAGAGGAGACUGGUUUACGAGCGACCUCUUGAGAUUUUAUUGUUAAGUGCAGCUUUUCGUACCUGCCUAUUACAACUUCAUCUGUGACAAUCUUUUCCGACCAAAUGUCCUGUGCAAGCGCUCCUGUUGCUCAAAAGAGGAAGAAAGGAGCUUUCUCAGUUGCUCCGCGAGUGGACGGCGGUACGCUAUCGUUGCUCAAAGGCAAAGGCGUAAAUCUCUCCCCAGAAAAGACCUUGGGAGGCGCAUGUUAUAGUCUGGCGUGUAGGUUAAUCGGUAAGGAGUGGGUGGACCAAAGGCAGCUCGACAGAGAAGUAAGCGAUAUCACAAAAGGCCAGGCUUGGUUGGACACCUACAUCGGAGCACAGUUCAGACCCGUUCAACUCGCCCCUCGUGUUGUCGGGUACUUCCCGAAACACCAAGUCGCCCAUCCACGGCCAAAAACGCAACAAGACUACCUGCACUUCUCCUCUCCAACACAAGAGGACGCUUCUGUACUGCGCAACAACAACGAUACUUGUCGUUGUUGCAGCGAACCGUGCACAACUCUACAGGAAGAUGAUUUGAAUGCGUGGGAUGACAUGCAUUUAAAGUUGCUGUUUGGGGAAGAAGAAGAAGAUGGUGAGGGUCUGGUUACAUCUGGGUCCGGGAAACAUGAUUCUCUCACGGAUGUUGAGUCCGCUGAUAAGACACCAGUACCAGACAACAUAACACCCGUACCUGACGGGGCUGGAGCGCUGCACAGGACCUCACCUUGGUGCUGAACGCACAAUCAACUUGUCCGUACUCAAUGUGCUCUUUUUGAUAGUCAGUACAGAGAGAGGGAAACAUGAAUAUCUUCAAUCAGAAAUGUUUAUUGAUAUAUUUAUUCUUAUAUCAAACCGCUGCACUGCCCCUCUCCUUCGUGCUGAUCGCACAAUCCGUAACUCAAUGUGCUCUUUUUGGUCGACGGUACAGAGAGGGGGAAAGAUAGAUACAUUGUCUCUUCAAUCAGAAAUAUUUCCUAAUACAUGUAUAUCUAUUCUUGUUAUAUUUCUUCAUACAUUUAUUCGUAAUAUAUUUAUUCUUUACACCGAUAUUUGGUACAUUUUACUGUGCUGCUUACUAAUUUGAAUUAUAGCUGUCAAUGACGAAUGGGCCAUCCAGCCGAGGUGUUACGUUGAUAAAGGUGAUUGAUUUUUAGUCACCUUUCGGCUGAUUGAUGUACAUUUUCAUGUAUUUGUUUAUUAUCUGUUUAUCAAGAUUCACCACUCGAGUGGGUGGGGCGGGGGAACAGGUGGUGGUAUCUUUGCUAGCCCUCGCCCCGACAUAAAAAUACAAUAGAUACAGAUCUAUAUUACUUAUGAUGACCACAUAAUCAAUCUUUUUUCCUAAGGCUAAGGAUACAGAUUAAGGUAUACCAGUGAAAGACGUCAUAACCAUUUUUCCUCCAGCUAAGGAAAAAUGCUGUAUUUCCGGGUACCCGACCGAUUCUAGCAAAAACCUUCCGACCCUGGCCUUUUUUUUUGGUUGUUGACCGCUGGCAAGACAUAAGAUUUUCGAUCUGAGUGAUAAAAUUCAAUACAGACUUCGUGUACUUUACACUCAGAUAAAUUCUUCUAACAAUUGAAUGAAAAAUGUGUAGUGAACAUUGUACAGACUAUGUUUAUUCAAUGUUUACGUUUAUCUGCAUGAUAAUUACAAUACGGUGUUGAAAAUAUCAGUGUCCUGAUGAAUUUCAUUUUACAUAUUUUGUUGAACUGUAUAUCUGGUGUGUCAAAUCGGUCGAAAUCUUUUUUUAGACUGAAAAAAGAAUAAUUAAAAUCUCUACCUACCGACCUUACUUUUUUCAGGACUGAAACCAAAAAUGCAGCAUUUUGCUAGGCCUAAUGAACAAAACCAUACAGAAUAUGCCUAUUAAUGAUUACAAGACAUUAUAGUAGUAAGAAAGGACAGAUCCUGAGUGUACGGCUCACUUUUAUUGAACAGAAAGUAAUUGUAGCCCACUUCAGUAGUUUUCUUAGCCCUUAUAACUUAGGUACUUACAAAUAUCGACAUUAGAAUGGCAGUGCAUUAAAAUUUGAAUGGUAAUAACCAACCUUGCAUUGUU